CUGCUCCGGGCGGUGCCGGCGGCUGAGGCGGGCGGGCGGAUGGCGGCGGAACCGGGAGCGGGGCUGCGCAUCUUCCGCGAUAUAUUAAGAAGAGCAGACAAGAAUGAUGACGGAAAACUGUCCUUCGAAGAAUUCAAAGCUUACUUUGAUGAUGGGGUUCUGAGUGGAGAGGAACUGCAUGAACUUUUUCGCAUGAUCGAUACACACAACACUGACAAUCUCGACACAGAAGAACUCUGCAAGUAUUUUUCCCAGCACUUAGGAGAGUAUGAAAAUGUGUUAUCUGUCUUGGAAGACUUAAACAUAACCAUACUGAAGGCAAUGGACAAAACAAAGAAGGACUAUCAAGAAGCUUCUGGUUUGGAGCAGUUUGUGACUCGCUUUCUAUUGAAGGAAACUGUGAACCAACUUCAGUCCCUCCAGAGCUCCCUGGAAUGUGCCAUGGAAACCACGGAGGAGCAGACUCGCCAGGAGAGACAAGGCCCAACAAAACCAGAAGUGCUCUCAAUUCAAUGGCCAGGAAAACGCUCAGCUCGAAGGCUUCAGAGGAACAACAGCCUGUCACUGAAGUGCCCUAAUUUUAGCACAGGUAGGAUUGAGGAAGACAGCCACUGGAUGACCCAGAUAAACAGACUCCAAAAGCUGAUUGACAGGCUGGAAAAGAAGGACCUCAAGCUCGAGCCAUUUGAAGAGGAAGUUUUGGAAGAAAACACAAGAGCUCACAUAAUGAUUGUCCAACGUCAAAUGUCUGUGAUAGAAGAAGAACUUGAGGGAUUCCGGCUUGCUCUGAAGCAGUACGUGGAAUCUGCUUCUGCUCAGGGUGGCUGCUUACAUGUUUCUACACAGAAGCAUCCAAGUGAAAGUCGCUUCAUUCUUUAUGAGUUCUGGGAGAACAGCAAUGCCUGGAACAGCCACCUUCAAAUGAAUUACAGCAAGACAUUCCAAAGAAGUAACGUGGACUUCUUGGAAACUCCAGAGCUCAUCACAACAAUGCUGGUCCCUGCCUCGUGGUGGGUCCUCAAUAACAACUAG
This is a messenger RNA of Calypte anna (Anna's hummingbird), 1032 nucleotides long. It is a transcript of the gene NECAB1, whose product is annotated as N-terminal EF-hand calcium binding protein 1. The coding region runs from base 40 to 1032 and encodes 330 amino acids. Gene Ontology annotation, cellular component: cytoplasm. Gene Ontology annotation, biological process: regulation of amyloid precursor protein biosynthetic process. The transcript is spliced from 13 exons. Gene Ontology annotation, molecular function: calcium ion binding. The record is from RefSeq and is a predicted model, not a curated record. NCBI's taxonomy places the organism in Eukaryota, Metazoa, Chordata, Aves, Apodiformes, Trochilidae.